AUAGAAUCCAUAACUAAAUCUUUGAGAUAGUGUAAGCUCUCUUCCUGAAACCAAAAAGAUGGUCACGUCUGGCGGUCCGUCUUCCACAAAACCCUCAGGGUCCUCUGUCGGAGGUAAAAAACCUCAGCAGCAAGGAGGAGGCUCAGCAAAUGCCUCUUCCUCUUCUGCCAAAGUUUACGUAGAUGCAGUUUCGCGUGCUUUUAAAGGAGGUUGGAUACGGCGUAGUGCUUUGCGCGUCAUCCGGUAUGCAAUGCGGGGCUCUCCUCCGCGUCUAUGUCCUGAGGUCGAACAACUCGUGCACGAACUACGCGUGAUGCCCAAGCAUAUAAAUCGCAUAUAUGGAGUCUUCUGCGAUCUGCGAGACCGCAGCAAGGACCUUGGGGUACGGGCAGGCGCUGGAGCACUGGCCACGGACGAAGCAGCAAUAUGGUCAUUGCCGUCGUUGGUGCAAUAUCGUUAUGAGUGAUCCUCCGACACGUUGUUUGUGACGUUAGACAUUUGCGCUCAUCCAGAUCUAGUUCGCUUUCUUGCUAUUUGCACACUUGUGUAGAAAAUGGAAUGUCUCUAAGGUGACCAUCUGCGUGAGGAUAAGCGGAGCAACUUCGUUUCUUGUUUGUUGUAUCUUACAAGGGUUAGUACAGUAGUCAGCUGAAAAAUGGAGUCUGUUUCUAAUAGAUACGAGCGCAAGUGUUUUCUUGACUGAACCUGAAACCACCUCUAAAGCAGGCGGAAAUGGGUCACAGAGAAGUGCCUCAUGCGGCUCCUCGAGUUUGCCGGUUGCUAUCAACGUAUAAGCUGGAGCCAGUUCCUCUACCUUUUUCUGCGGUUCAAUACGCUCUCGAAGGUACUAGUUGGGCACCCGGUAUGCAUUUAUAGUGGUACAGCUGUGCAAUUUGAAAUGAUAAGAAAACCGGAGCAAUCGCCUUGGAACCACCUGAGAUUUCGAGUUCUAUGCCCUCUGCGAUUUUGUUCGUGAGAUUAGCGGCCGGCGCUUCGUUAUCCUCGAUCAAGUUCCGUGGGAUGUCGCUGAUAGUCGACGAGGAAGAAGAUUCUGCGCUAGCAGUGCGAUGGCCUUCCGAUUUGCCGGAUGGCGUCGGCGGGUGCAGUCGUGAGGCAUCUCCAAGCUGGGAAGAUCCUUUUCGCAAACUUUAAAUUAUCUCCAGGCAUCAGCCAAACUGUUGCUGCACCCGCUAACGCGGUUCCGACAGUUCUGGAAUCGCCAUGAGGAGGCUCUCCAGAAGAAGCCCGCCAUGGUUGAGGCGCGCAAGCUUGUCGACAAACUGGCGAAGCUUUACCAGGCGAAAGGGCUGAGCUUCACGGGUCAGCAAAUUUGCAAGAUUCUGCGUUAGCAGUGCGAUGGCCUUCCGAUUUGCCGGGUGACGUCGGCGGGUGCAGUCGUGAGGCAGUCGACAAACUGGCGAAGCUUUACCAGGCGAAAGGGCUGGGCUUCACGGGCCAGCAAAUUUACAGGUGAAGCCCUGGCGGGGUCCGGUCGACCUUACCACCCAAGGACGUGCGCAGCUUGUCGGCCUCCUCGCUUAAGUGAUUCGCCUGCGUAGCUGCUUGGGCGAAGCGCUUCGCUUGCCGCUCAUUGUUGUGGCCUGUAUAGAAAGGCGGCCGGCUGGUGCUCGAGGUCGCGCGGGCGCCCAGGUUUGGCGCUGCUUCUAUGUCCGAGCAUUGUGCCACGCCUCUGAAGCUGCUAACGAUUUCCAGAGAAGCGCGCCCGGGAGUGGCUUGCCGGUUUUGUCAUGCGUGGCGGACUUUCGAGCUGCAAAGCCUAUCCGCCGUCUCUUGUCACAACAACAGAAACCCACUGGAGAAGUGUCAGCGAACCUGCUGGCCGGUGAAGCUGGCUUGAAUGUGGAACAGGCUGGGCGGUGCAAUGAUGUGACUUGUCUACGCGGCCAAUGCUUUGCGUGCUUGCAUAUUUAUGCUGAAGAAGAAAGCGCACGGCCUGGAGAUAGUGGGCGCAUGUAUCUGGGCGAUGGUGAAAAGCAUGCGGGACCUUUUAAAUCUGGUGAGGGAGAGGGAGCUGCGGCCGGGUGCCAUCUUCUAACGAGAUGCCCACCCGCCUAGCGAGCCGCCACCUGCGCCCAUGCGACCAAGCUAGGGGCAUGCCCUUGAGAUGAGCGCAGGGGAAGCUGCUGGGCUUUACAUUUACAAGCACAACGCAGAAGCCGGGCGCCGCUUACUGCGCGGCGCUGUGCCUUUGGGCUUGCGAAGGUGGAGGCGGCUGGAGUGGUCAGGCCUUCGCUUGCUUGCUUCUUGCCGCGGCUACGACGGCGUCGGCUUGCGUCAGCUCGCUCCAUCUUGAGGCAUGAGGAUUCAGGGAACUGCGGCGGGGGUCGAUGUAGGCAGCAGCAUCUUAUCAGGGGUGGAAGCCAUCCGCCAGGUUGUGGGCGUUGUGGGGCUGGUCGCCUAACUAAGUAGAACGUUCGCCUUCGCAGAAGGCGCGCACCGCGCACCCGGCGGGCGUGCAUGGCUGCACUUUGGCAGCAGUCAGCCGCCAUCUCGCACACAGCCAAGGCGUUGCCUGUAUGUCUUCCGGGGCGCUGCUCGCUCGCAUGCGGUUGAGCGUCGGGGGUAUAGGCUUAAAGAGUGGGUGAGGCAGUGAAUGGCGCGUGGGGGGCUGGUGGGGUGCAUGUGCGUGAUGUGGCGACACAGAUGCGAACUGAGCAAGAGCGAACGCAGGGGGGCUGGCCUGGUAGGUUUUUGGGAUGCCUUUGCGCUUUGCUGGCUGGGCUCAUUUGUCGUCGAAUAAAAUGCUUGCACCACCUCCACGCAGCUCUGCUCUGUAUCCUUUCACUUCCCCGCUGUGAUGUCGUCUGAAGUACAGCCUUCGGCAGUGCUGGGACGGUCUAGUCUAGUAAUUGAUCGCCGCCUAGAACACACACAGACUCACUCAGACACCCGCUAGCCAUUUCAUUCGAAGGAGUGGACAAUACAACAACUGAGAGAAGGAAUGUAGAUCCCUCGCAACGAAAUAUAUUUAUAAAAACUCUUACACUUACUUCCAGGUCGAAUUGGCCCAAGUCCUCUACUUCCUGAUAAUCCGAGACGUCAAAGCUUGGACGAUACACUAUCUGACGUGUACGCAGCUGUACGAGUAUUUCUCUUUCUUCGAAGACUGUCCAGUUGACAGUUUCCGAACGUCCUCGGUCAAUUUUGCCACCUUACCCUUAAGGCGUUACACGAUCGCCGACUUUGUUGGCCUGUGUAUACAGCAUCCGAUUUUGUUGGGGCCGAUCUUGUACUUGCAAAGGGAGAUGCAGAAGGCUUUGCCGAGUACACAGUUUUGGGACGAUAGUGAUCGAUUUAUUGUGCCAGAUCCAAGAAGUGAAGCGGGGAACGAAAAUCAACCCGAAAACGCCAACGCCGGAUCCUCCACUAGUGCUCCUGCUUCAGCCUCCACCAAACACGGCACGCGGAAAAUCGAUCUACAAUUUUUCCGCGUGCGGCAGAUGAAUCUUCUUCUACGAGUAGAUAUGCUGAAAGACAAACUGGAAGAGAUUGGGAAUGUUGGAGAAAAAAGCAUGAUCACGAUCACGAACAAUUAUAAUGGCGAAAUAACAACUACAAAUUCAAACGCGCAGCUUGGGCAUCUCGAUUCCUCUGGUACAACUAGCAUUAAGGGUUUCCACAUUACAUCCUCCACUGACAUCCUUGACAUUUAUUUUCCAAGUGGAAAGUAGGUCCGGGAGGGGCUGAAGAAUGUAAUUUUUGUGCAACCUCUAAUAGUUGUACUUCUGGUCCGUUACAACGAAAAAUACCCGCUUCUGACCCAGUAAUCGACGGCACGUGGCCAGAUUUUACGCUCGACGCGAUCCAAAGAAGCGCAAAACAAAGACGCAUUCGUCUGGCACAUUUGUACAGAAAGCAUGCCCACGAGUUCGCAACUCUAUCUGCUGAGGAUCUGCAACUGCUCGAACCUACGACCAAUACCACGAGCUUGAUAGAACAGGAAGAUGCUGGAGGUGCGUCUUUUGGUGGAAAAAAGAGCUUAGAUUAAGGUUUCCACAUUACAUCCUCCACUAGCAUCGCUGGCCUCUACUUUUCCAGUAGGAAAGAGGUCGGGGAUGUUCUGAAGAAUGCAAUAGCGCAACCUUUAACGAGAAGAGGUCGACGAAGUAUUGAAAAAACAGUGGCUGCCAGGCGCGGUUGGUCAUCCAAGUGUGAUGAAUCCUAGGGCUAGUACCAUUGCGAAGAUAAUGGCAGGAGGAACUACCACUAUGAUGCGGGAUCCGGAUGGGAAUCCUGUUGGUGCUUUGCCGACAUUGCUGACAACCAAAUCUACCACAACUUCUGACGAUCAUACUUGUUCCUCUCUGAGUAAAGCAGGCAAUGCGUCUGGAUUCACGGGUCCUUCCUCACUAUGGGGGAACAAGAAACAAGCGAGGAAUGCGAAUGGAGGAGGAAAAGCAUCAUCUUCUAGUACACGAGAUACAUCAAGAACAGGGUUGAUACCAACGGGUCAACCGUUAGCGAAGAUGCAAAAUAGGCAGAACUCUGGGAGGACUGCACCUUCCCUAAAUAGUAGCAGCAGAUCGAACUACAUGAGCCAGCGUUACGACAGGGUGAAGCGUGACGUUGAUAACAUCGAUGAAGUACCUGAGUGGAUGUUCCCAUUCCUGGUCACCAACAUCGCUUUGCGACAAGAAUAUGGCGAGUUGUCACGGCGUUUCUGUGACGCUUUUCGUGAGCAUCGUAAACAACGAAGAUUCCAACGGUUUGCGGAGAUCGAUUUUAUCCGCAGUAUCAGGAAGAGCUCUGACACGGCAGAUGGUGCUGCGAAAGUGGGUGGUCAGGGCCAAACCGGCGGCGGAGAUGGAGCAGAUGAUUAUGGCCUAGAAAUAUGUUCUGCAUUAAGGCUCAGCUUUCAUUGGUCAUUGACGUUGGUCACUGACGCGGAAGAGUAGACCCCUUGAGGGGAAAACUCAAGGGGGAAAACUAAGGCAAGAUGGGGAAAACUAAGGCAAAAAGGGGAAAACUAAGGCAAGAUGGGGAAAACUAAGGCUGUAAGGGGCCGCGUCCCUCUAACUGGAGGAAUUGUAGUACAUUGAUCAGAACCCUUGGAUACAGGGUUCUGAUGAACUAUAAUGUCUACUCUGUGAAGAACAGUCCUUCUAGUUCUUCUAACCACACCCUUCCUCGCACAAGAAAUUUUCCAUUGUUGCCUACCUGGAAACCGUGAACGAAGUGCCGCUCGUGCCUCGUGGAGUCUACCACGAUUUCAAGUUGAAUCCAAAGUAUCGUCCAGAAGAGGGUCCCGCAGUUUUGCCAAUGCUUACCACAGAGUAGGUGGCAGUUUGAUGAAUGGAAAUCAGUCUCUAAAGAAUGAUGUUUCGAGGAGUUGUGUCUGUAUUUUGAAGGACGAAGUACAUACUCAUGAUUUUAAGAUUUUCAGUUUUUUUCAACAGUAACAUGGAUCGAUUAUGAGCACAACGUCAGAUUUUGCAGCACUAGCAUAGAUACUUGGGUUGUGACACAUGUAGUACUUGUAGUACAGGAAAAUGAACAGAGGUCAUGUCUCCAGUUCCUAGAACGUACAUGGAAAAGAUUCAGGUGAUGAAACACGAAUGAAGACACUAUUUGCACACACAGACGCAUGAAGCAUUUCAUUUUCGACAACACGUCACAAAAGAGAAAGCACAGAACCACGACAGGAAAAGAAGCUGUUGAAAUAGGCUUGUGACGCUUUGAA
Molecule: messenger RNA, 5701 nt
Organism: Amoebophrya sp. A25
Lineage: Eukaryota; Dinophyceae; Syndiniales; Amoebophryaceae
Source: the annotation of a GenBank genome assembly